AUCGGUGUCCAUUCAGACUGAUAAUUGAUGCGUGUGCUCUUCAAAUCCGAUUCCACUCACCCAGAAGCAAGCGCUUCAGUGCUUUUCAAACAUGCAAAUUAGAACAAAAAGACAUGUGGAUUCUCUGAGUCAGCGUCGGACGUUUUUCGUAGGACGACGAUAUCGGGAAUCAGUUUUAAAAUUCAUCUACCUCACCUGUUUGAUACUCAUCACAGUCGCGUUUAUUGUGCAGUGUAUUCUUUUACAUCUUGUCAUAAUGCCUUAUCGACAUGAAUCCGGAUUUACCCAGACCAUUUGCACAUACAUUGGAGCUCGAAUUGUGAGCAAUGCCGUACGAUGUGAAAAUCGGUGUUCGAAAAAUCGCUCCAGUUUCCAGUGCUUACGGGUGGUGGUCGCCUAUGCAAAACGCAACAAAACCCACACUGCUAGUCUGUUUGAAAAUAUUGCAACUUAUCAAUACUACCACACACUUGGGUGCGCCACCAGUUCGUGUCACCGGCAGAACAUGGCCAACAGGGACGCCGUUGAACGCUUCCACAAUCUCGUACAACGGCUCGGCGUUUUCACAUGUUAUACACACCAUGAUCACGUGAAUGAAGCUAUAAUGCACAAAUUCUAUGCGCAGGCCACCCUAUACAACGCCUUGUUUUGGCCCCUGGGAAUCCUCAUCUUAUCAGGAACAGUUUUGGCUGUGCUCUGGUCUCACGAUCGAUGCGAAGCAUGGGGUGAUGAGGUUGCCGUAUUAUCCUGACUAUGCAUACCGAACUUGUGUAAUCACAUUGUGAAAUAUAUUAUUUCAGUGAUGG
This is a messenger RNA of Dicrocoelium dendriticum, 806 nucleotides long. The record is from the annotation of a GenBank genome assembly. NCBI's taxonomy places the organism in Eukaryota, Metazoa, Platyhelminthes, Trematoda, Plagiorchiida, Dicrocoeliidae.